AUGUCGAACCCCAGCGUAAUCAUCUUUGGCGCCACUGGCAGCAUUGGCUCUAUAGCUGCUCGAGUGGCCAAUGAGCAAGGAGCCAAAGUCUUUCUUGCCUUACGAGAUGUCAACAAACCCAUCCCCGGACUCAGCCCAGAUCAAGAGCGAGAGCGCGGAUUCGAAAGACUACAAGCCGACCUCACGGACGUAGAGAGCAUCAAGGCUGCUGUGACCAAAUCAGGAGCCAAACACGCCUUUAUCUAUCUCAUGUUUGGGGUUACAGACGGCAUGCGCUCAGUUAUCGAGACCCUGAAAUCUACCGGAAUCGAGUUUGUCGUCUUCCUCAGCAGCUCGAGCGUUACAAGCCAAAGCGUCGCCAAAGGAGGCGACCUCAAGGCCGUGCCGCCGUCCGACUUCAUCGCCUUUUCCCACGCCCAGGUCGAGAUUAACCUCCAAAACACAUUUGGAAAAGGCGGCUACGUGGCUGUGCGGCCUUCCUAUUUCGCGUCCAACACAUUGCAAUGGCGCUCCAUGGUCCGCGCUGGUGAGGUGAAGCUGGUGGCACCAAACGUGUCGUUCGACUACAUCGCGUCGUCCGACAUCAGCCGCGUAUGUGCGGGAUUCCUCGUUCGUGGCGCAAAGUCUCCUGAUGGUUCGCCCAGCCCGUCGUUUGUGACGCUGUGUGGACCGCAAAUGCUGUCUCAGAGAGACGCUCUGGCUGCUAUCGGCAAAGCCAUCGGCAAGGAGCUCGCACUCAAGGCCGUAAAUGAAGAGGAUGAGGGUGUCGAGGUGUUCAAGGCCAAUGGGAUUCCGGAAACUAUUGCCAGAGACCUUGUGAAGAAGUUGCUUUCUCGAACGAGUGGCGAGGAUCGUCUCUAUGCGGAUGAUCUGUACGCAGAAGCAGUUGCUAAUGUGCAAAAGUACGGCGGGCAGUCUCCCACGGGCUUUGCUCAAUGGGCUAGUGAGAACAAAGAGCAAUUUCUGUAA
Messenger RNA from Trichoderma atroviride IMI 206040, 969 nucleotides. RefSeq lists its product as uncharacterized. NCBI's taxonomy places the organism in Eukaryota, Fungi, Ascomycota, Sordariomycetes, Hypocreales, Hypocreaceae. The record is from RefSeq and is a predicted model, not a curated record.